Molecule: messenger RNA, 867 nt
Organism: Prunus dulcis (almond)
Lineage: Eukaryota; Viridiplantae; Streptophyta; Magnoliopsida; Rosales; Rosaceae
Product: SKP1-like protein 1
Exons: 2
Coding region: 216-689 (157 amino acids)
Biological process (GO): SCF-dependent proteasomal ubiquitin-dependent protein catabolic process
Cellular component (GO): cytoplasm; nucleus
Molecular function (GO): cullin family protein binding
Source: RefSeq, a predicted model, not a curated record
UUUGGAUUUAACCAAAAUAAAAAGAAAAUAAAAAAUAGUCUCCUUUUACCACAGGGAGAUUUCAAAGCUAGGGUUAGGUUUACCUUCAGUGCCUAUAUAAAGCUCCCCAAUUUUCACCCUCUGAAGUACCAAUUCACCCAAGCACACUCUCUCUCUCACUGCGAAAGCCAAAGAAAAGCUCUCGCACUUUCAAUUCUCUGAAACCGUAAGGCGCGAUGGCCACUGAGAAGAAGAUGAUAACCCUGAAGAGCGCGGACGGCGAGAUUUUCGAGGUGGAAGAGACGGUGGCUCUGGAAUCGCAGACCAUCAAGCAUAUGGUGGAGGACGACUGCGUUGACAAUGCAAUUCCUUUGCCCAACGUUGAAAGCCAUAUCCUCGCCAAGGUCAUAGAGUAUUGCCGGAAGCACGUUGAGUUUGCGGCCAAUGACGAGGACAAGGUCACCGUCAAGGAGUUCAACGAUGACUUCGUCCACGAAAUUAAGACCGACCAGAGUGUUCUAUUUGAUACAAUCUUGGCUGCAAACUAUCUGAACAUCAAGAGCCUGCUGGAUUUGACCUGCCAGACUGUGGCUGACAUGGUCAAGGGAAAGACACCUGAGGAGAUUCGCAAGACCUUUAACAUCCACAAUGAUUUCACUCCGGAGGAAGAAGCGGAAAUUCGCAGGGAGAACGAAUGGGCAUUCGAAUGAAGUCGAUGGAGUUCCUUGUCCACAAUGUCGAUAGUAUGCUAGGAAUGUUGAUAUAAUUAGAGGGCCGUUCAUAUUUUGCUUCUAGAGGAAGUGUAUACUCAUCAAUUUGCUGAAAUCUUACCAAGAUCUCUGUAAACCUGUUUUGUUAUCUUAAUAUGAAACGGUUUCAUUAGCUAAA